AUGCCUAUUACAAAUGACACCGUGUUCAUGCCCUCUGUGCUGACACUUACUGGGAUCCCUGGUCUGGAACCUGUACAGUGUUGGAUUGGGAUUCCGUUCUGUGUUAUGUACAUCAUAGCUUUGAUUGGAAAUUCUCUACUUUUGAUCAUUAUCAAAUAUGAGCCCAGCCUCCAUGAGCCCAUGUAUAUCUUCCUGGCCAUGUUGGGAGCCACAGACAUUACACUUAGCACCAUCAUUGUGCCUAAGAUGCUUGGAAUUUUUUGGUUCCACUUGCCAGAGAUCUAUUUUGAUGCUUGCCUCUUUCAGAUGUGGCUCAUCCACACAUUUCAGGGUAUUGAAUCAGGAGUCCUGCUGGCCAUGGCUCUGGACCGCUACGUAGCUAUCUGUUAUCCUCUCAGGCAUGCCACCAUAUUCACGCGACAGCUAGUCACCCGCAUUGGAGUUGGAGUGACAUUGCGGCCUGCUAUUGUGGUAAUUCCAUGCCUAUUGCUCAUAAAGUGUCGCCUGAAACUUUACCGAACCAAGUUAAUAUCCCACACUUACUGCGAACACAUGGCCCUUGUGAAGCUUGCGGCUGGAGAUGUUUACAUCAAUAAGUUCUAUGGUCUCCUUGGAGCUUUUAUUGUUGGUGGACUUGACUUCAUUUUCAUCACUCUCUCCUAUACACAAAUAUUUAUCACCGUCUUCCACCUGCCCCAGAAAGAGGCACGACUUAAGGCAUUUAAUACAUGUAUUCCCCAUAUUUGUGUCUUCUUCCAAUUCUAUGUCCUGGCUUUUUUCUCAUUUUUUACUCACAGAUCUGGAUCUUAUAUCCCAUCAUAUAUUCACAUCAUCUUGUCCAACCUUUACCUACUGGUCCCACCAUUCCUCAACCCCUUUGUCUAUGGCGUAAAGACCAAGCACAUUCAAGAUAAGGUAGUAAAAAUGUUCUGUUCCAAACACCAGGCUUGA
Molecule: messenger RNA, 951 nt
Organism: Lemur catta (Ring-tailed lemur)
Lineage: Eukaryota; Metazoa; Chordata; Mammalia; Primates; Lemuridae
Product: olfactory receptor 52A1-like
Exons: 1
Coding region: 1-951 (316 amino acids)
Biological process (GO): G protein-coupled receptor signaling pathway
Cellular component (GO): membrane
Molecular function (GO): olfactory receptor activity; G protein-coupled receptor activity
Source: RefSeq, a predicted model, not a curated record